AUGACUUCGACUGCGAGCUCUCAGAAGAACCCGGCGCCGAACUCCUCUGCUGCUUCUGCCCCUUCGUAUGCCUCUGCAGCAGGUGCAUCCAAGAAGCCAGCCUCGACGCCUCUGAUCGCGACAGGCUCCAACCAGUCUACUCCUGUGGUUGUUGGCGGCUCUUCCGCGCAACAUGCCAAGUCUUCCGGCCCUUCACCAGUAAACGGACGACCUCCCAUCACCCCUGCCGUGCCUGCUCCCGCAGCUGCUCACGGCUCCAACAACAACUCGAACAAUAUGAACGGCGCCGGCGAACAUAGCCGGAAGAGCUCCGUCACCAUCAGCGCCAACGGCCCCAACAGCUACGCCGGCAACGGUGGUGCUGCUGGAGGAGGCUCCAAGUCCGGUAUCCAGUUCGGCUUCAAGGACUCGCCUGCCAUCGCCCACAGCUCGCCCCAGAUGUCCGCCGCCCCCAUCCCCAUUCCUGGUGGCAACCAGAGCGCCAGGGUCCCGUCUCCCGCGCACUCUCCCUCCCCCAUCCCCCAGCCCUCUGCCAGUGGUGGUCGUCCCCCUUCGGGCAUUGCCCAGCAGGGCAACAUGACCUUUGGCAGCCUCGGCAGUGAUGGCGAUCGUCACAUGAGACAGGCUCCCACGCCUCAGAACCCGGCUGCCCUGGCUUCUCAGCCCGGUGCCCAUAUCCGCCGCGAGUCCGCCGUCUCUCAGCAGAGUGACAUGAGCGGUGCUGCCCGGCCCAACUUCACUCCCCAGGGCGGACGUGGCCGUGGCAACACGCCCUACAACCCGGCUCACCCUCCUUUUAAUGCUAGUCAGGGAUUCCCUCCUAACUUCCAGUCUGGCCCCGGCCGCGGCCGCGGCGGCAUGCCCCCUGCCUUCCACCCGGCUAAUCGCCCCAUGGGUUAUCCCAACUCUCCCGGCCCCGCGCGUAGCCCGGCGCUGACGCACUCUCAACCCGGCACGCCCAACAUGGCUCCUGCCCAGAUGCACAACGGCAUGCCCAACCAGACGCAGUACCACUACCCGGCACCUGGCAUGCCCCCCCACCAAGUACAUACCCUCUCUUUCCUUGCAAAUUCGUUUCCUUCCAAGCCCGACAAGAAGAAGUCUGGCCGCCGCGAUCAGGAGAAGUAUUCCGACCAUGACCGGCAGCUAAUCAACUCUCGCCAUCGCGGCUUGUCCAAGGCGCAGACCUCAAAGUCUCGACGUCCAAGUAGACGCGGAGAAGUAGCAUGCGGAGAAGCGCCAUGGACACAAGCUUCCGAAGAGGCAGCUCUCAGCAGUCGCAACACGGGCCCCUUGAACGCUACGCUGUCACUUCACCCGGAUGCCCCUUGUUUUUUAAUUCCUCCCCCUCACAAGAGCCUACUAACCCAGUCACCUGCUAAAAUUGAUCUCUCUCCCGAAUCGGGCAAUUUCGAACGAAUGCUGACAGCUAAACAACAGUAUGGAUACCCUCCCCAAGGCGGCCAGUUCGACGCUCGACAGGCACCCUACUACAUGCCCCAGCCCUACAUGCAGCAAGGCCCCGGCGGCUCGCCAGCGGGCAACUACCAGCAGGGCUUUGUCCCUCCUCCCUACCACACCGCUGCCCCAGUCAGCAUGUCGCGCACCUCCUCGCACUCUGAACGCCCCACCUCUAGCACCGGCCAGCCCAGCCAGCCGGUCAUCGUCUCGGGUGCGCCCCAGCAGAACGCUCAAGGCAAGGGCGCUGCGGCCCUUCCUUUCACGCGCCCCAAGAAGAGUGCCGCUGUGGUCAUCAAGAACGCCCAAGGCGAGACGGUCGAUUUCUCUAGCAUGAAGACGCCUGCUUCGCCCUCCCCGAGCACCCAGCAGACCAGGACCCCUCCUGUCAUCGCCACCACACCCUCUCCGGCACCCAAGAGCGCCACCCCUGCGCGCCCUGACCACAACAGGACGGAGAGCGCACCGAAGACGGCAAAGGAGAUUCAGGAGGAGCUGCGCGCCAAGGUCCUCCUGGCUGCCGGCGGCGAGCCCAAGGACGCCAAGACCGCCAAGCCUGAGCCCGCUAAGACCGAGGUCAAGCCUGUUGAAGCUACACCCGUCGCAGAGGCCAAGAAGGAGGUUACGGAAGCGCCCAAGGCUGCUGAAGAGCCCGCCGCCGCCGCCGAGGCGACCAAGGAGGCUGAGUCGAAGCCCGCUAAGCCGGCAGCCAACGUCGAGAGCGAAGAAGACGAGAUGGAGCGCAUGAUUCGUGAGAUGGAAGAAGAGGAUGCCCGUCGCGAAAAGGCCGCCAACGAGUACGAGGCUAAGAAGAAGGCUGACGCUGCCGAGAAGAAGAAGCUGGAGGCCGAGAACAAGGCAACCUCCGCGGCCGAGGCGGAUAAGAAGCUUCGUGACGCCGAGCGUGAGGCUGAGCGUCUCGAAGAGGAGAAGGAAAAGAAGCGUGCGGCCACCGAAGCCUCCGGCAAGUCUGCAUCAGUCGCCGACGCCCUCGCGGGCAAGGAGGCGCCCCAGGAGGUCGGUGAUGUCACCGACAAGCUCGCCAACCUCAAUAUUGGAGACAAGUCAUCCAAGGCUGCGCCUGCCGAGAAGGCGCGCGCUACCAAGCCGGCUGCGCUGAACCUGGCUCCCAUCAACACCAAGCCUGUCGAGCCCCCUCAGCCCAGCGCUGCCCUCCAGUCGCUCAAGUCGGCCCGCUUCCUGACGGUCAUCAACCAAGACAUCUACCCAGCUGGCAUUAGCUCUCCCAACCCAGCGCUGAACGCUGCUGUUGCGAAGAAGGGCAAGACGUUCAAGUACGACGCGCAGUUCCUGCUCCAGUUCCAGAAGGUCUUCACCGAGCAGCCCUCCAUGGAGUUCCACCAUCAGGUUAAGGCCUUGAUUGGUGAGGAUAGCUCUCGCUCGGCGUCGAGCCCUCGCCCCGGCUCCAGCCGACAACCUUCCAGGUCUGGGGCCUUCACCCCGAGCCAGCCCAACAUGGGCCAGUUCAUUUCGAACCCGAGCGUGCGUGGCACAACGUCCAAGCAGCGAUUCGCCAUGUCCAACGCGGCUCUUGCUAGCGGUGCGACGGCCCCUGCGGCCGGCGGCAUGGGCUCCUUCGGCCGCACCGGCAGUGGAUUCCCCAUGGGACCCCCUAUCUCCCGCAACGCGUCGUCGUCCAACAUCAACCCGUCCAACUCGCGUCGCGGCCCUGGUGGCAGCCAGAGGGGCAAUAGCAGGCGUGACAACUUUGGUGCCAAGGAAGCGCAGGCUGCUAAGACCAUGCCUCUUACGCAGGGAAUGGACCUGAAGCCUAUCACCGUUUCCUCCUCGGGCUGGAAGCCCACGAGCCUGGGCAAGGGUCCUGCCGCGGCGGCGCCCACUGGCAACAUGGACCCCGAGAUGGUUCAGCGCAAGGUCAAGGCUGCGCUCAACAAGAUGACGCCGGAAAAGUUCGACAAGAUCGCCGACCAGAUCCUGACCAUCGUUGCGCAGUCCAAGACCGAGUCGGAUGGACGCACGCUGCGCCAGGUCAUCCAGCUCACCUUCGAGAAGGCUACUGACGAGGCUCACUGGGCCUCCAUGUAUGCCAAGUUCUGCAAGCGUAUGCUCGACACCAUGAGCCACGAGAUUCGCGACGAGAACCUCAAGGACAAGAACGGCGAGGUCGUCAGCGGUGGCGCGCUCUUCCGCAAGUACCUCCUCAACAGGUGUCAAGAAGAAUUCGAGCGUGGCUGGAAGGUCAACAUUCCCGCCAAGCCGGAGGAGGCUGAGGAGGAAAAUAAGAUAUCCGCCGAAGCCGCCAUGUUGUCUGACGAAUAUUACAUUGCUGCCGCCGCCAAGCGUCGCGGUCUUGGUCUUGUCCAGUUCAUUGGUGAGCUGUACAAACUGGGUAUGCUGACAGAGCGCAUCAUGCAUGCUUGCGUGAAGAAGCUGGUCGAUUACGAGACGACACCUGAAGAGGCUGAGAUUGAGUCGCUUUGCAAACUGCUCAGGACUAUUGGUGCCAACCUUGACGCAAGCCCCAAGGGCAAGAGCUUCAUGGAUGCCUACUUUGACCGCAUCCAGAACGUUAUCAACAUGCCUGACCUUCCCAGCCGUCUCAAGUUCAUGCUGAUGGACGUUGUCGACAUGCGCAAGUCCGGAUGGGCCACGAAGGAGGCCAACAAGGGUCCCAAGACCCUUGAUGAGGCCGAAGCCGCCGCUGCUCAGAAGGCUCAGGAGAACGCCCGUGGCGGCAGCCAACGCGGUGCCCCAGGCGGUCGUCCCCAUUUCGGCCGCGGCGAUGCUCGCAGCUUCAGCAACUACACUCAGCAACAAUCCAACCAGGUUGGUAUGGAUGAUCUGCGCCGUCUGAAGGGUGCCACCAGUCGUGCGGCCAGCGGCAACGUCACACUGGGCCCUACGUCCAUGUUCUCUUCGCGUAGCAACAGCGGUCGACGACUUGGACCUGGCGGCUCGCUGGGCCGCGCUGGCGAGGACUCGAACGCCUCGUCGCGCACGGGAACGCCUCCCACUACACACACGAACGCCUUUAGUGCCCUUGCCAACUUGGACAACGAUAACCCUGCCUCCCCUCCUUCGACAGCAGCUUCCCCAGCGCUUUCCAAGGCUGUCCCUGACAGCACUGCUGCCAAGGAGAGCAAGUAG
This is a messenger RNA of Verticillium dahliae VdLs.17, 4587 nucleotides long. RefSeq names its product eukaryotic initiation factor 4F subunit p130. The record is from RefSeq and is a predicted model, not a curated record. The transcript has 4 exons. Gene Ontology annotation, molecular function: protein binding; mRNA binding; translation initiation factor activity. Lineage: Eukaryota; Fungi; Ascomycota; Sordariomycetes; Glomerellales; Plectosphaerellaceae. Gene Ontology annotation, cellular component: eukaryotic translation initiation factor 4F complex. Bases 1 to 4587 code for a protein of 1528 amino acids.